UCCUCCUCCUCCGUCGCCGCCGAGCUGGAUCGCGGCCGCUCGAGCAGAGUUUUUCGAGUGGCAAACACAUUUGUUAACCCUGGCGUUUACAGAAAAAGAUGAAAGAUAUAGAUCUAGGAAAAGAGUACGUGAUACCCAGUCCUGGUUAUAGAAAUAUCAGGGAGAGAAAUAGCCUGAAUCAAAGUGGAGGACAAGAUGGGAUCAAGUACCGGCAAGAUAAAUACAAGGUGGACUGCCAAGAUGCCUUGGAGACAGCUGCCCGGGCGGAAGGCCUACCUUUGGAGAGCUCCGCAGAUUCUCACCUACGAGUGCUGGAUGAAGAGCAUCCCAAAGGGAAAUACCACUAUGGCCUCAAUCUGAUGAAACCCAUCCGGACUACUUCCAAGCAUCGGCACCCAAUUGACAAUGCUGGUUUAUUUUCCUACAUGACAUUUUCUUGGCUUUCUCCUUUGGCAAAAUUAGCCUACAAGAAAGGAGAACUGCUGACUGAACAUGUGUGGCCUUUGUCGACUCAUGAGUCUUCCGAGGUUAACUGUAGAAGAUUGGAAAGACUUUGGCACCAAGAGGUACAUGACUGUGGACCAGACGAUGCCUCCCUUUGUAGAGUUGUGUGGAACUUCUGUCGUACUAGGCUCAUCAUUUCCAUUUUGUGUUUAAUGGUCACACAACUUGCUGGCUUCAGUGGACCAGUAAGUACAAUCCAUCCUUUAUCUUACAUCCAGACUGGCCUCUAUCCCGCAGCCAGUGCUAAUGUCUUCAGGAUACAUUGCGGAGAAUCUUUUAGAUGUUGUGAUUAGUUAGAAACGUGCCUUGCAGCUUGCAGAGAAGAAAUAGGUCUUCCAGCUGCAGAAAUCC
This is a messenger RNA of Protobothrops mucrosquamatus (brown spotted pit viper), 855 nucleotides long. RefSeq names its product multidrug resistance-associated protein 5. The transcript is spliced from 5 exons. Lineage: Eukaryota; Metazoa; Chordata; Lepidosauria; Squamata; Viperidae. Bases 99 to 797 code for a protein of 232 amino acids. The record is from RefSeq and is a predicted model, not a curated record.